UCACACUUCAAAAUGUCAAUCUUACAGUCAAGUCUGAGCUUUGUGCUGCUGUUGGCUAUGCUUGAGUUGGGUAACUCAAGAAGAUUACAUAAUCACCUGCCAAGUCAUUGGCAUAACAUAUGCAGGGUAAAGACAGGAGUGGCUUGCCUAGACCAAUCGACAGACAAAAGCAUUGUUGAUAUAAUGAGAAAGAAACAGCCUACUUGCAUAUCUUGUGAUGUCGGCCCAGAUGACAUUUGGAACUUGCAUGACCUCCGACGUUUUCUUCAUAAAUCAAGUAAGAACUAUGCAUUGACCGUUCGAUGCCGAGAAGGAGGUAAUGUUUCACUUCCGUUCCCCAUACGCGCAGCUGGCUUAGAGUAUUUCUCGAUCAAAAAUUGUUUGAUCGUCGAUUACAUGUCGGAAUAUUUCGACCCCGCCAUCAAUGAUAUCCCAGAUGACCUGAUAUAUAGCAGUAUUUCAGACUCGACCAUAUAUGUUGACAUCAUGAAAAUGAUGGAAGUAUCCAAUGGAAUGAAUAAUAUGACGAAGGCAGCCAAAUGUGGAGCAGAGAAGAACAUCGCUGUCACCAUAGCAAGGAAUAUUUCAUAUACAUUUUCAGAUUUGCCAGAAACAAUUCUAAAUGACAUUUUCACCACAUUUACCGUCAGGACAUCUACAAAGUACCUACGAGGACUCCUGUCAUCAUCCCACACCUGUGCUUAUCCAAAACUCAUCGAAAUGGACCUAAGUGUCUCGAAUACCCGAGGUGCAAAGUUUGACAGUAUCCUUGUCAAUAAUGCGGAUUACCCUGCAUUGAAGACAUUGAAAGUUACUCAUUCUUCACUUAGUAGCAUACCAGAGAGAUUUAAUGACUGGAGAUGGGAUUUCCCUCGACUAUCGACUCUUGAUCUGUCACACAACCACAUCAAAGACUUCGGCACUGUACUUGAUUAUGGAAACCGGUCUAUAGAGUCCAGCAUCGGUACUCUAGAUCUGCAACAUAACCUCAUAUCCACAAUCACACUGGCCGAGUUAGAGUCUUUACGAGAUCACAGGUUCGUGAAGAUAGAUAUAAGAAACAAUCCCUUUAACUGCGACUGCAAAAUGCGUGACUUUGUUGAUUUUUUCAGACGUUCAAACGAUUUUAUGGAAGGUGGAAAAGGAAGCCAAUACAGUUACCUUAGACAUCUCAAAUGUCAGGAACCAGUUUCCUUGAAAUGUCGCACGAUUGUGGAUUUAAACCAUACAGACCUUGGAUGCUAAAAACAGCACAUACGUUACACAUAUAAGAGUGUUCAACGCAACAUAUACCAAUAAAAAGUGUAUCUUAUUGUAUCUAUUGUAUGUAAAUAUAUUUCAAAUUGAUUAUUUAUGGUUCUUUGUUACUAAAAUGGAAUGUAAUGUGUGCGCAGGUACAAUGUAGUCGCAUGCAGCGAAAUACCAUAGUAUACAUACAUUAAAUACAUGUAUGGAAUUAAAAAUAAUUCAAGUAUACAUGUUCAGAACUUUCAUGUUUAUGUUUUAUUUAUUUAUUUAUUUAUUUAUUAUGUAUCUACUUAAACACCAAUACAUCAUUAUCAUGAUAAUUGAAAUAUGUAUUUAAUUAGGAUAAACAACACAAUCAAUUGUAAUUAACGUACAAGGUUAUGCAAAUUGUGUUCAUUUGU
Messenger RNA from Pecten maximus, 1649 nucleotides. RefSeq lists its product as uncharacterized. Gene Ontology annotation, molecular function: protein binding. The transcript has a single exon. The record is from RefSeq and is a predicted model, not a curated record. Bases 13 to 1245 code for a protein of 410 amino acids. Lineage: Eukaryota; Metazoa; Mollusca; Bivalvia; Pectinida; Pectinidae. Gene Ontology annotation, cellular component: membrane.